AUGGAAUCAAAUGAACCAGUACAAAGCCGAAAAUUAUUUAUUGGUGGCUUAGACUACUCUGCAACAGAAUAUUCACUUGCACAAAUAUUUGAGCAAUGGGGUGAAAUUGUAGAUGUUGUUGUCAUCAAAGACCCCAUAACAAAGAGAUCUAGAGGAUUUGGGUUUGUUACAUAUUCUCAAUCUUCUAUGGUUGAUCGAGCCAUGUCCAACAGGCCUCAUAAUAUAAAUGGUCGCAACGUUGAAACCAAGCUAGCAGUAUCACGUGAGGAUAUUCAUAAACCAAAAAGCAAAGUUUCUGUAAAAAAAAUUUUCAUUUUUGGUAUAAAAGAACAAUCAGAAAAUAAUCUUUUUGAAUAUUUUAAAAAAUUUGGCAAUAUCAUUAAUAUAAAAAUUGUAACAGCUAAAGAUUCUGGUGAUAGAAAAGGAUAUGGAUUUAUUGAGUAUGAUAAUAUCAAUUCAGUUAACCAAGCUACUCUAAUCAAAAGUCAUCUAGUCGCUGGAGGAAAAUUGGAUGUGUCAAAAGCAUUUAGUCAAACUGAUAUUGCAGGUUAUCGCAUUGGUGGAUAUGGUGGUAAUGGUGGUAGUGGAGUUAAUAUAAGUAUCAGUAGACAAAAUUCGCGAGACAGACAAUGGCCAGGCUAUCAUAACAAUGUUUCUGGAGGUUAUGGAAAUAAUAGAACUAGAGGAGGAUAUGGCUCUGUCGGAGGUGGUGAUGGGUAUAUCGGUAGUGCAUGUUUGUACAAUUCAAAUCCUGGUAGAGCCUGGCCAGGUGUUCAUCAAAGAUUGGGUUACAAUAAUCCAGCACAUCGCAACCUAAUAGGUCGUGUUUGGAGAGGUUCACAACAACCUAGUAUCAACUUGGGUCCAUAUCAAAGUUAUGAGCUGCAACAUUUUUAUUAUGCCACUAACAAUCGUGCUACACCAUAUGGAAAUUCAGGAGCUAGUUAUGUAAGAUAUGGUUAUUCUGGCAAUGGCCAAUACCCUAGUCGACAGUUGCACUACAUGCCAUAA
Messenger RNA from Macrosiphum euphorbiae (potato aphid), 1011 nucleotides. NCBI's taxonomy places the organism in Eukaryota, Metazoa, Arthropoda, Insecta, Hemiptera, Aphididae. The record is from the annotation of a GenBank genome assembly.